Podarcis raffonei (Aeolian wall lizard) is the source of this 2092-nucleotide messenger RNA. It is a transcript of the gene KCTD7, whose product is annotated as potassium channel tetramerization domain containing 7. Bases 447 to 1304 code for a protein of 285 amino acids. Gene Ontology annotation, molecular function: protein binding. The record is from RefSeq and is a predicted model, not a curated record. Gene Ontology annotation, biological process: protein homooligomerization. Lineage: Eukaryota; Metazoa; Chordata; Lepidosauria; Squamata; Lacertidae. The transcript has 6 exons.
CCCCUCCCAUUGCAACGCCUACUUUCCCCCUCUGCCUCCUCCCCACCUAGGUCCCGUUAGCUCGGGAGGUACCCGGAUGGAGUGGCACGCAUGCGUACAAGCUGACAGGCGCGAAGCUGACAGGCACUGAGGAGGUGCUGGUGGGCCUCGCGUGAGGGGGUCGGGGGUGGGGAAUAAAUAUAUAUACUUAAGGUGGGACGCGUUGAGGAGGAGUGAAGCGCCGUCAUUUCCCCACGGAGGGAAAACCAGACAGACGUUCAGGCAAACCUCCUUAUUCCAGUUGCUUGCAGUGCUGAGGUUCUGCUCCGUUACAUAUCAGGAUUUGUCUGGACGACCGAGAAAUGAAAUGGUUAUAAGAAGCAAUUUCAGCGAUCUCUGCAUGCACGUCAGAACCCAGCUUUGCCACGGCUGCCCGCCCAGCAGACCUGCUUACAAGAGCCGGAGGGAUGGUGGUAGUCACGGGGCAGACCAAAGUGAGCGAUGCCAUGUCGAGUUCGGAUGCGGAGGAUGACUCUCAAGAGCCUGCCACGCCGACGGCCACCCAGGCAGAGCACGCUCUGUCCCUCCUGCCUCAGCAGUUCCCUGAAGUGGUUCCACUGAAUGUUGGAGGAGCUUAUUUCACUACCAGGUUGUCAACACUGCGGCGCCACGAAGACACAAUGCUCUCGGCUAUGUUCAGUGGCCGACACUACAUCCCAACGGAUGCGGAGGGGAGAUACUUUAUUGACCGAGACGGGAAGUUCUUUGGGGAUGUGCUCAAUUUCCUGCGGUCUGGUGACUUGCCUCCAAGGGAACGCGUGAGGGCAGUUUACAAGGAAGCCCAAUAUUAUUCCAUUGGACCCUUGCUAGACCUUCUUGAGGAGCUCCAGCCCCUCAAAGGAGAAAAAGUCCGGCAGGCUUUCCUGGGCUUGAUGCCAUAUUACAAAGAGCACCUGGAGCGGAUUGUGGAGAUUGCAAAGCUGCGCGCCAUGCAGCGGAAGGCCCGCUUUGCCAAGCUGAAGAUCUGCGUCUUCAAGGAGGAGAUGCCCAUCACGCCCUACGAGUGCCCGCUCUUCAACUCCCUGCGCUUUGAGCGGAGCGAGGGCGAGGCCAAGCUCUUUGAGCACCACUGUGAGGUGGAUGUGUCCUUUGGGCCCUGGGAGGCCGUGGCGGACGUGUACGACCUCCUCCACUGCAUUGUGACGGACCUCUCCAGCAGGGGCAUCACGGUGGACCACCAGUGCAUUGGGGUCUGCGACAAGCACCUGAUCAACCACUACUACUGCAAGCGCCCCAUUUACGAGUUCAAGAUCACGUGGUGGUGAGCCCAACUGGGCAUGGAAGAGGUAGUUGGCUGGUUUUGCCAUCUUCUCCAUGGCCUUGUUGCCCUGCAUUCCGAGAAACAGUGGCACUGCUGAUAGCGUGCUGGAGUCUUAUCUUGGCAGGAGAACUUAACCUCCAUUCAUAGCUAUGCAGCAAACUGGGGUCUCUCCUGUGAUUCUUGCUUCAAGGAAGAGAAAUCCUUCUGGAAGGACACAUGCUACUGUGGCUGACACACAGGGUCCCAGUAGAGGUAUAUGCCAGUUGGUGUGUAUUGAGGUUUUUGGAAGGGCUCUAAUCCGCAAUUCAAGCCUUUUUCGGCCCACGCUGGUCUCACUUGCCUGCACUUGCCUAGGGGGCACCGCCACACCGUUGCACAAUCUUCCAACUGCACCCCUGGAGACAUAGUUAGCUGUUUUGUAUCCACCUGGCAUUGGAAGUGCACAGGAGCACUUUAUUUUUACACCACUUCCGCUGGCAUGUGACUUUUUGCUGCUGUUCCGACCUUCAGGACAGAAGGACAAAGUAAUUUUCAGAGAUGCUGAGGUUUCAGAAGUGAAUUAUCUCUACAAAUGUCUGAACUUUCUCUGUGUUAAAUCAAAUCCCUGCUUUAUUUAUGUGUCUGUAUUGGUUAAUUCUUUUAUGUGUUUGUGUUGAAAUUUAAUUUAUUUCCACUCCCCUGACCCCAAAGGGCAGGUGUUGGGUGGUUCUUUUUAACUCCUUGGUGCUUGUCCAGACCGCAUAGGUUGCAUUCUUAAAUGAAUUAAAAAAAAAACAGUUUUUAUAUAUAUAU